AUGGGAUUGGAUGUGUCGAUGGGAUUGGAAGGUUUGUGUAUAACAGAAGGGUCCAGAGCAUUGGAUUGGAAGCUUAGAGGUAGGGAGAUUAUUGUAGGCUUGUCGAGCAGUACUUCUUGUUUCACUCUCAAGGAUGAUGUGCCCCAUCAAACCACAGAAGGUGUAGUAUCUAGGCAAAUGUUCAUAUUUUACUUCAAUAUCACGCUCUUCUCCAUUGAUAAGUAUGAGAGGGAUAAUUGGCUAGCUCAAAAUAUUGGAACAAUGGAAGAUAUUGAUGACGAAGCGUUAAUGAGGAUAUCGAGUAAUGCUACUAUGUCUGCCAUCGUCACUGUGUUGAUAUGUGUAAUGAGAAUGCGUUGUAGAAGAAAAUAUGUCACCUGUCACCAUGGGGAGGGGGAAAAACAGAAAAUAGAGUCUAGGAAUGCCCACAUAUGCCACGUAUUUUCUGACUAUAGUCACAGCUUUAGAGACUAUGUUAGAAUGAGGCCACAUGCAUUUGAAAAUCUUGUCAGAAUAAUGAGAGGGACGGGCCUACUACAGGAUUCACGUGAUGUAAAAGUUGAAGAACAAUUGCUCAUGUUUCUUAAUAAGCAGUUGGUUGUAUACAGGGGGCAGUUCUUGAAGCAAGCACCAAAGGAAUUGGCGCCAGAGAUUGCAAGCAAUCCUUUGUACUAUCCUUAUUUUAAGGAUUGCAUUGGCAUGAUAAACGGGACCCACAUUGACGCUAUGCUUCCUGCUAGCCUUGUGGCCCGCUUUAGAGGUCGUAAAGGUGUGACUCAAAAUAUUCUAGCCGCCUGCACCCCAAAUAAGUUAUUUUCAUAUGUUCUCGCCAGUUGGGAGGGGUCCGCAAAUGAUUAUAGAGUACUACAAGAUACACUUUCAAGACCUCAACCUCAUGGUCUGAGAGUCUACGAUGGCAAAUAUUAUUUGUACGAUGCGGGAUACACCACCAUGCCUGGCUUCAUCUCCCUUUAUCAUGGUGUACGUUACCAUUUAAAUGAGCACAGGGGUAGGCCAAUAAAUAACAGAAGAGGGUUAUUCAAUCUAAGACAUUCCUCGCUACAGUCUAAAAUUGAAUCAACCUUUGGAUUGUUGAAUAAUCGUUUCAAAAUCCUCACUGCAAAACCACAUUAUCCUUUUCCAACCCAAGUUGACAUAGUAUUGGCUUGUGCUAUACUUCAUAACUACAUUGCUAUAGUCGACCCGGGCGAUGACUUAUUAAAUGAGGACAUUAUCAUUGAUGAUGACGAUGUAGAAAUAGCUACUGAGGGGGAAGAUGCCAAUCUUGUUGACUUUUCUCAAAAUGUAACACAAAGAGAAGAAAGAGAUUCAAGAAAUGAAUGGAAAGAGAAGAGGGAUGACAUUGCAAGUGCUAUGUGGCUAGACUAUUGUAAUAAAUAUCGUGACGGGGACAUAACCGAAUUUGGCUUGUAA
Molecule: messenger RNA, 1434 nt
Organism: Asparagus officinalis (garden asparagus)
Lineage: Eukaryota; Viridiplantae; Streptophyta; Magnoliopsida; Asparagales; Asparagaceae
Exons: 6
Coding region: 1-1434 (477 amino acids)
Source: RefSeq, a predicted model, not a curated record